Xyrichtys novacula (pearly razorfish) is the source of this 2409-nucleotide messenger RNA. Lineage: Eukaryota; Metazoa; Chordata; Actinopteri; Labriformes; Labridae. The record is from the annotation of a GenBank genome assembly.
AUGAAUGGAGUCAGUGCUUCCACUUUUUAACAACAAACCCUUAGCAUUUGCUCCUUCUGUCUGUGGUUCAUGAUCUGUUUCUUUGUGUUUCCUGAUUGCUUUGAAGGAAUCUAUUCGGAGAAACCAACAGAACCUGCAGAAACAAAGAGAUGUUAUCACUUACAGGAUGAAGAAACUGGCAGCCAAGCAGGCAGAGAUAACAGUAGGUCUAUUUUUCUGUUGUGUUUUUUGAAUAAGAAACGAAAUGGAACUAAUUGUUUUCUGAUAAAUGUGAUGUAUUCUCUCUCUUUUUUGCAUUCAGCCCAAAGACUCUAACAACUGAAAAGAAGUUUGAUUACUGCACUCUAAAAAACUUAUUUUCAUUAUUUCAUAAAAUGUAUAUAUUGUUUGUACGAAUGCUUCCCAAAUAUGACUGAGGGAUUGAAUCAAAAUGUGUAAUAACUCAACAGAUCCCUGUCAGAGGAUGAAAAUUUGGCAUCCUAACUCAAUGUCAAAGAUGCCAGUGAUCUGGUGGAUGUUCACGUUAUCUCUAUCCUUACUAAAGAUGAGUUUUUGUGAGUGAACGUGUUGUUUGGUGAGAUUUCCUUUCAGAUUUUACUCCUAAUUGAUUUUAUUCUCCCACUGAUCAAUGCAGAAUUAGUAAAACCAUAGAUUAGUUGGAUAUCUAUUUCAGAGAGUAUGACCUUUCAGACUCAAGCAUAUUUGCCAUCAGUGAGUACAUGAAAGUAUGUGUGUGAAAUGAGUGAAUGUAUAAGAAAGCACUUGGACUGCUUGAAAGACAAGAAAAGUUCUACUCAAGUACAGACCAUUUACCACUUGCAGACUUUCCACUAAGAGCAUGACACUUGAGGAGAUGUCUGCUGUCUGAGGAAGGUCAGUGAGUACAUUGUGACAGAUUAAUUUUUAAAACUCUCCCGGCCUUUUCACGUCAGAAAAAGACUGAUGAGGUGAAGGAAAAAAUCCAAAAAAAGUAUGAGGACAUGAAGCGGAUUCUGGAUGAGGAUCUUCGGAUCACACUGACCCAGCUUGACAUCGAGCACGAGGCCGCAGAGAAGUUGGUGGAGGAAAGGAUAGAAGAGUGUUACCACCUUACUCAGGAACUGGACCAGCAAAUGUCAGAAACUGAUAUUCAGGUAAUUCAAUUCAAAGAGGUGAUUUCAUGCUUAGUAUGCAGCGUAAAAUCAGUUUAGUGUUAUAUUGUCUCAAAUUUAUUUUGAUGCUCUGAGGAUCUGCAAUAACGUAAUUUUUAUAUCUUCUACAGAGUGCUGACACAGAAAAAAGGUAAGUUCAUAUUUCAGGUAGUAACAGCUUUGUACCAAUCCUUUAUAUGGUAGUAUUAGAUUACUUGAUUGAAUGUUAAAUGAGUCAUUGACAUAUGAUGGUUGAUUAUUGUCACAAAUAAGGAAUUUUCGCUUGGAGAUUAAUUGGAAAACUUUAUAAAAUAUGUCCUACUUUCUCACUUUCACUUGUAUUGGAACACAGAGUAUUCAUUAAUGUGUCACAUUAGUAUUAUUUGAUGAGGACUCAUCUGGUUUUGACUGAAAUCAGAAUAUCUGAGACUCUGAGGUUGACUGACCCUGACCUGAUCCAAAUGGACGAGUUCAAGAACCAACAGCUCCUCAGUCUCACCAUCAACCUGCUGCUGUUUAUCAGAUCCCAGGUCCCUGUCACCAAGAAGCUGUUUCAGAGCUGUGAGUUCACCCAAACAGACAGGUAGAUUGACAUGUGAAGGAGUUUCGCUCUGAGCUGUGUCAAAGGUUACUGUUAGCUGUUAGUGAUGAGUGUCUGUCUUUCAACUAGGACUCUAAAUUUUAGGAUGUUUCUCUCACAGAUGCCGCAGAUGUUGUCCUUGACACUGACACGGCGCACCCAAAGCUUAUAAUUUCCCCUGCAGGUGACUCAGUCACAUAUACAGACACCUGGCAGGAUGUCCCAGAGACUGAAUGUCGUUUUGACACCACCCUAAAUGUAGUCAGCCAGCAAGGCUUCAGCGAGGGCCGCCAGUACUGGGAGGUGGAGGUGAGUGGGAAGACAUACUGGGAACUGGGGCUCACCUACCCAAGUAUCCCUCGCAAAGGCCGUGAGGAGGACUCCUGGCUAGGCCGGGGCAAAGACUCCUGGUGUGUGGAAUAUUUUAACGGAGACUACACAGCCUGGCAUGGAGGGGUUCCACAUGAGCUGACUCUGCUGGCGGGGAGAAAGUUCACCCGCAUAGGGGUGUACUGCAGCUUCCCUGGGGGUAUGGUGUGUUUUCUCGGAGCAGACACCAUGACACCUCUCCACUGCUUCUGUGCUGGGACAUUCACCGACACCCUGUAUCAAGCUUUAUGUCCUGGCCAUGACAAUGAAGGCACAAACUGGAAAUCCCUCAAGAUUUGUGAUGCAUCUCGAUCGGCUCCUGUUCUCUGA